Molecule: messenger RNA, 1488 nt
Organism: Helianthus annuus (common sunflower)
Lineage: Eukaryota; Viridiplantae; Streptophyta; Magnoliopsida; Asterales; Asteraceae
Exons: 1
Coding region: 1-1488 (495 amino acids)
Molecular function (GO): catalytic activity
Source: RefSeq, a predicted model, not a curated record
AUGAAUGUUAUGUCUAUAAACAUUCGUGGGCUGGGUGGCAUUGAGAAAGGUCCGUGGAUUAGAGGUUUAAGAGUCGCUAACGAAGUGGGAUUCAUCAUGAUUCAGGAGACGCAAUUUUGUUCUUUAGAGGGUGUAAACGUUGGCACCUUUUGGGGUAACGGUUCUUUUGGUUUUGAAUGGGUUGGGGCUACAGGUCGUACAGGAGGUCUUCUGUCGAUGUGGGAUACAAAAAAGUUCGAGAUGACUUUGGUCGAGAAGAAUAGGUAUUUUCUUAUGGUCCACGGUACUCUCAAGGAAUCUCGGAAGGAGGUGGUGCUGAUAAAUGUGUAUGCUCCUCAAAAAGUAGUGGACAAAAGAAUUCUUUGGACCGAGUUGGAACGGCGUAUAGUCAAUGACCAGAGAUUUUGGAUCGUUGGGGGUGACUUCAACUGUGUAAGGGAUCGUGCUGAAAGACGGAACUCCAAAUUUUUACCCUCGGUUAGUUAUGAAUUCAAUGAGUUUAUAGACAAAGUUGGUCUCCACGAGUUUCAAUUAAAGGGGAGGAAAUUCACGUUCGUUUCGGGGAAUAAAUGUAGCCGUAUUGAUCGUAUUUUUGUAUCUUGGAACGGUUUGAACGAAUGGACGAAUGCGGAGUAUCGUGCUCUUGGUAGAGAGAAAUCUGAUCAUAGUCCGUUAGUUUUAAAGGUGGAGGCGCGUAAUUACGGAGCUAAACCCUUCCGUUUUUUUAAUUCAUGGUUGUCUAAAGAGGGGUUCGAAGAGAUUGUCGUUAAUGCAGCGAAAGAGUACUCAGGUUCGGGGCCUCCGGACGUGAAGCUUAUGGGCAAAUUCAGAAAGAUCCGUCAAGCCAUCGUGGAGUGGCGUAAGAAAGUAACGACCAUUGAACAAGAGGAGGAGCUCCAACUCAAGCAAGAUUUAAUUGAGCUGGAUUCUUUCAUUGAGGACAGGGAUCUUACGGAAGCCGAACAAUGGGUUUUUGAUGAGGCGCAUAAAAAACUUAGAGAAAUUGAAACCGGUAAAGCGAAAGACAUUCGCCAAAAAUCUAGGGUGAAAUGGGCGAAGGAGGGCGACGAAAACACGGCGUUCUUUCAUGGUAUGAUUAAUAAAAGGAAGACGUGUAAUAAUAUCCCGGGAUUAAUGAUCGAUGAUGCAUGGGUUUUUAAGCCCUCGGAGGUGAAGAAACAUACCCUCCGAUUUUUUAAGGACCGUUUUGUAGAAGAUAUGUGUAUUCGGCCAAAGUUGGUGUGCCACGACCUUAAAUGUUUGACGGAAUUAGAGGCUGUCGAGCUAGUUAAGCCUUUCAAUGUCAAUGAAAUUAAAGAAGCCAUCUUUGAUUGUGGUAGCGAUAAGGCCCCGGACCCGGACGGGUUCAACUUCCGUUUUGUUAAACGGUUUUGGGAUUUGUUCGCCGAUGAUUUCGUGGAAAUUAUGUCUUACUUCGUGGUACCGCCCUAUAACGCUUAUGUCUUACUUCGUGGUACCGCCCUAUAA